AUGAUUAUUAGAUGUACCCAAUCCCUUUAUACAGCAGCAACAAUCUUACUGUACUUAUCGACCCUGGUCGCGAUUUCUUCUGCUGCGAUCUAUGAUCAGUACAGUGACCUCCCUUUGGGAAAAGAGUACGAUUUUAUCAUUGCUGGAGGAGGUACGGCAGGGAUCGCACUAGCCAGCAGGCUCUCAGAAGAUUCUGCCUUCAAUGUAUUGGUGCUUGAAGCUGGAACAUCUUCCGUCGGCGUAUUCAAUAUCACCGUUCCAUAUUUCGCCACCCGGACGGUGUUGCAGUACGACUGGAAUCUUACAACGACAGUCCAGCCCGGGUUGGGUGACCGAUGGUUGUUUUUCCCGAGGGGAUUUAUUCUGGGCGGAUCCAGUUCAAUUAAUGGGAUGUUCUACACCCGUGGGUCUUCGGACGACUUCAAUCGCUUUGCAGAUACCACUGGAGAUGACGGAUGGUCUUGGGACAGUAUUCAACAGUACCUUGCUCUGAACGAAAAACUUGUGCCUCCGGCUGGGAAUCCUAAUACUACAGGCGAAUACAACCCUAACGUCCACUAUUACAAUGGAGCGGUCGAUGUCAGCCUGCCUAGCUUCUCGCAAAGCAUCGAUUCGAAGGUCCUGGAUGCCGUGGAUGAACUAGGGGGAAUAUAUUCAUAUAACGAGGAUGUCAAUUCUGGGUCGCCUUUAGGACUAGGUUGGCUGCCACGGACCAUUGACUCGGAAGGGCGCAGGAGUAGCUCUGUCACCGCCUAUCUACCUGAUGAGAAAGACAACUUGGAUGUAUUAGUGAAUGCGCGGGUAGCCCGCGUUGUUCCGACGAGUAACACAACAUUGAACUCGACUACAAGGUACUCGUUCCGUACUGUGGAAUUCACGCAGGAUAUUACCAAUGUUACCCUGACCCAAAUUACAGCUUCGAAAGAAGUCAUCAUUUGCGGAGGUGUCGUUGGUUCUCCUCAAAUACUGCUCAAUUCCGGCAUCGGCAAUUCCACUACUCUGCUCACCGCAGGAAUCACGGCCCUUGUCGACCUUCCUAGUGUUGGACAGAAUCUUUCCGAUCAAGCUUUCAUUGCGAAUGCAUUCUUAGCUAGCACCACAGAUACUUAUGACGAUAUCAACCGCAAUGAUACCGUCUCGAAUGAGGUGCUAGCGGAAUGGAUGGGAGAAGAUGGACAGGGAGACUUCCAAGGCGCUGGUCCACUAGGCGAUACGUUUGCAAACCAGAUAUCAUAUUACCGGAUUAGCGAAGAAUUGACAGAUGAGUAUGGGGACUUCGCUGCAGGUGCGACGUCUCCCCAUCUAGAAAUUUAUCCAGGAAAUGGUUACUUUAUCGCACCCCCGACAACUGGUUAUCACAUGUCAAUGACCACAGUAGUCGUUUCUCCUGCUUCUCGCGGCUCCAUUACUAUCAAUGGCUCAAACCCAUUCACUCCUCCGAUCAUUGACCCAGGGUAUCUCACGGCCAAGUUUGAUAUUGUUGCAAUGAAAGAAGCAUUCAAGAUCGUCUACACGUUCCUCAAUGCCUCAGUGUGGGACGGUUACAUCCUCGAGCCACCAACAGGACUACCAAGUAUUCCCGACUUUUUCACCAUGAACGCCACAGAAUUAGAUGUUCAAUUAGAAUCAUACAUCCGUAACUCUACCGGAAGCUCGGCACAUCCGGUGGGGACCGUAGCGAUGUCUGCCAAAGACGCGAGCUAUGGGGCUCUGGACCCGGAUUUAAAAGUUAAAGGUGUAGAUGGUUUGAGAGUAGUUGAUGCGUCUGCUUUCCCAUUUGUUACCUGUAGCCAUACGCAGGUUCCAGUGUAUGUUUUUGCAGAGCGCGCUGCUGUGUUAAUCAAAACAUCGUGGCAGCAGUAGUUGCAGCCAUAUCAGUUUCAGUAAGUAACAAAUGAUUGUCU
Molecule: messenger RNA, 1904 nt
Organism: Lentinula edodes (shiitake mushroom)
Lineage: Eukaryota; Fungi; Basidiomycota; Agaricomycetes; Agaricales; Omphalotaceae
Product: alcohol oxidase
Exons: 10
Coding region: 1-1863 (620 amino acids)
Molecular function (GO): flavin adenine dinucleotide binding; oxidoreductase activity, acting on CH-OH group of donors
Source: RefSeq, a predicted model, not a curated record